Rhopalosiphum maidis (corn leaf aphid) is the source of this 1764-nucleotide messenger RNA. RefSeq names its product alanine--glyoxylate aminotransferase 2, mitochondrial. Gene Ontology annotation, cellular component: mitochondrion. The coding region runs from base 181 to 1680 and encodes 499 amino acids. Lineage: Eukaryota; Metazoa; Arthropoda; Insecta; Hemiptera; Aphididae. Gene Ontology annotation, molecular function: pyridoxal phosphate binding; L-alanine:glyoxylate transaminase activity. The transcript has 8 exons. Gene Ontology annotation, biological process: glyoxylate catabolic process. The record is from RefSeq and is a predicted model, not a curated record.
AUCCCGCUUGUUCAGUCCGGCCAGUAGUACAUACAUUAUGAAUAUACAAAGUGUAUUCAUAUAUCAAUGAUGGAUUCACUGCGGAUAUUGUUUCAAAAUCAGUUGUUCGCGCGAAUUGUUUAUUGAGUUCUGUCUUCUGUAGUCUUCUGAACGACAAACGAGAAACGACAAACUGUUAUAAUGAAAAACAUCCGUAGUAAAUUUAAAGGUAUCAAUAAACAUUAUACGACAUCGAAGCUGUUUCCCGAAUUACCUUCGAUUGAUUUCAAGCCUUUACCGUACAAAGGCCUUUCUUACGAAAAAGCACAAUCUAUGCAAUUGAAUAAUGUGUUUCCUCAAGUUCAAAUGUAUGAAGACCCUCUACUUUUACAUGAAGGUAAAAUGCAAUGGUUGUUCGAUUACAAGGGCAAGCGGUACUUGGACAUGUUUGGAGGCAUAGCGACCGUUAGCGUAGGUCACUGUCAUCCACGAAUUACUGAAGCGAUUGUGGAGCAAUCAGGUAUAUUGGGUCACGUGUCCGGAGCGUACGAGCAUCCAAAAAUGUACGAAUACGUGGAAUCGCUAGUGUCAAAAAUGCCGGGAGAUUUAAAAUCUGUGUACUUGGUAAACAGUGGCUCUGAAGCCAACGAAUUGGCGAUGCUGCUGGCUCGAUUGCACACUGGAAACCAGGACGUGUUAUCCAUCCAGAACUGUUACCACGGUGUGUCCGGAAAUUUACACGGGCUGACGGCAUUGGCGUCAGCCAAGUACAACAAUAUGUCGGCUGGCAGUUUCAUUCACCAUGCGAUGUGCCCGGACGUUUUCAAAGGCAUCUGGGGAGGGAGAAAGUGCAGGGACUCUCCUGUGCAGACACAGCGGUCUUGCGAAUGCGACCGGGAUCGUUGUCGUGCAGCCGACAAUUAUUACGAACAGCUGGAGAACAUUUUCUCAUACUCGAUACCUCGUGGCAAGGUGGCCGGAUUUUUCGCCGAGUCCAUUCAGGGCGUCGGCGGUAUCGUCCAAUUUCCAAGAGGUUAUUUAAAAAGAGUCUACGAACUGAUCAGAAGUAACGGAGGUUUAUGCGUGGCUGACGAAGUACAGACGGGCUUUGGCAGGACUGGCGAACACUUUUGGAACUUUCAAUCACAUGGUGUCACUCCAGACAUUGUGACAAUGGCCAAGGGUAUUGGAAACGGUUUUCCGAUGGCCGCAGUCGUCACGACGCCAGCAAUCGCGCGGUCAUUGAAUUCGGCUUUUCAUUUCAACACGUUCGGCGGUAAUCCUGUUUCGUGUGCAGUGGGUGUGGCGGUGUUGAAGGUAAUCGACGAAGAAGGCUUGCAGCAAAACUGUUUGGAUGUGGGCACAUAUUUUCUUGACAAGUUGUGCGGCAUGAGACGUGAAUGGAAAAUAAUUGGUGACGUACGAGGUAAAGGACUGAUGAUCGGUGUAGAGUUAAUAGACGGCGAUCAAGAUGAUAGCGAUAAGGGCAUAAUUAAUCCUCUAAAUAGCCGAGCUAUUUCUUGUAUUAAAAACGAUUGCUUAAAAAUGGGGCUUUUGUUUGGGGUCGGAGGAGUAAGAUCAAACGUACUGCGGUUUAUGCCUCCUAUGUGUAUAACGAAAGCUGACGUGGACUUUACAAUUGCAGUUUUGAGACGAGCCAUGCAAAAUUAUUAUGAAGCUAAGUAUCGUAAUAAUCUUUAAAUAUAUUUUUAUUUUCAUAUAAUCAAAAUGUAUUUAAAUAUAUUAUGCUUAUAAUGUUGUUUUAAACAUCUUGACAAAAAUUGA